Aspergillus mulundensis is the source of this 1221-nucleotide messenger RNA. RefSeq lists its product as uncharacterized. The record is from RefSeq and is a predicted model, not a curated record. The transcript has 2 exons. Bases 1 to 1221 code for a protein of 406 amino acids. NCBI's taxonomy places the organism in Eukaryota, Fungi, Ascomycota, Eurotiomycetes, Eurotiales, Aspergillaceae.
AUGGAGCGCUACCCCAAGAAUACACACACCAAGCGCAGGCGCGAAGAGUCUCCGUUGCUCGACACAAUCGACCCUGCUCUCCUGAUGAAGAAGCCCAAAACCGAUCAUGAGAUAAGCCUCAUGGAUCUUCCCUACGCCAGCCCUACCCCUACGGUUAAUACCUCAAAAAUUGAGCUAAACAUCGGCCAGAGCUUUAUGGCUCUCUCUUCCACCGGCCCUACCGGAGUCAACGAGGUCGACUACAUACGUGGUCUUGUCAAGAAGCCGGAGCUGGAAACUGACACUGACCUUAUGACCUUCCUCUACACUGGCCUUGAUUCUCUCGAAGCCUCGAAUUUGAGAUUCAACCCGGGCGACAUGGACGACACAGACUCCACACCCGGCCCCGAAGAUAUCACUAUCGAUCUCGCCGCCAUCAACCGCAACACCCGCCGUCCUUCCACUGGCCCCGCGCCGAAUCCCCUGUCUCCAGCAAACUGGAAGGUCCACUUCGGCGACGAGAAGAUCCUGGCUGAGAGGCUCUGGGCUACCAUGCUCAUCCAGAACGUGGACGGCAUCAAGGAUCUCGUCAAGGAGGGAGCUACACCCAUGACAUCCACCCAGUUCGGCGGCCAUGCAAUUGACAUGGCUGUCAGAAUGGAGAAUGCGGCCAUGGUUCGUGCUCUCCUUCCGAACCGCGAUGCCCUGCGCAAGUACGGACACCGCGCCCUUCUCGUUGCGGUGAACAACAACUCCAUGGAGAUGAUGACGGCUUUGUUGAACAUGGGAAUGCGCGAGCUCCUUGCCGCCGACGAGACCGCGAAGAUCAUUGUCUACGGCCAUACCUGCAAGCACGGGACCCCGGAGAUGAUCGAUACACUCAGCGCGCAAGGACCGUGGUUUAGCUGGAAGGCGUACUGGCAUUGGUGCCUCCGCCUUUCCGAUCAAACCAAAAAGGGUGCAAACGGAAACAAGGUCUGGGAGCUGAAGGAGGAAUAUAUGGAGCGCGAGAUGAACAAGAGACCCCUCAUGAACAGAAACGACGUAAUCGACACCUGGCACGAAGCGCAGGAGCUCCCGGCCCUGCAUCAGGUCAUGCGCAUCCACUGCAACGCCAAUCCGAACAACAACAUCGACGACCUGUACUGGACCGAGUACUACAAUCCGACCAAGUACUUGAACCCCGUGAAGCGGGCCCCAGCCGAGUACGUCCGCCGCCGCACCGGUUUCUGGGAUAUGUGA